AUGCAGGGGGUAGAGCCAGGUGAUCCCGAGGGUCCCGACAACUACUGGGAAGAAAGUGUCCCCCUAGAGUGCAUUUAUUUAUUUCUUUGUUAUUGUUUGCAUUUGUUCUGGGGCUGUCCGUGGUGCAGGGGUCUCGGAGGGGGCUGGCUUACAGUCCUGCCAGAUCAUCUCUUUAAGGAAGACGAUCAAGACUCAGAAAGCGAGAAACUGGUAGUGAAGGAGCCUGAACCUGAUGAUGCUGCCGAUGAAAAGUUCUCCUUUAAAUAUAGCCCUGGAAAGCUGAGGGGAAACCAGUAUAAGUCAAUGAUGACCAAAGAAGAACUCGAAGAGGAACAAAGGGUUCAGAGAAAGCAGCUGGCUGCCAUCUUCAGGCUCAUGAAGGAAAAAAGUGACACAUUUGGAGAGAUGUCUGAAGGAGACAUGAAGGAACAGCUGAGACUUUAUGAUAUAUAGACUUGAUGAAGCUGUAGUCCGUGCCCAACUGCCGUCUUAGGCCUCAUCAUUCAAGAUACUGGAAACUGUCAUGCUAAGAACAGGUGUCACUAAGUACAUAGUCAGUUUGCUAUUCUAGAUUGUUUGCAAAAAUGUACAGCCCUCUCUUAUAUUUCUAAGUCCUGUGAUUUCUCUCUCUCUUUACUGAUUUUUUCCUAGCAGAAAUGUUUGUAUUUUCAUCUUAAAAGAACAGGUUUUCUUGGGGUGAUACUUUUUAUUGGACCUACUGCAUUGUUAGUUGAGAUAGUUAGACAAGCUUUUGAAUGCAAGACAUUCUUCUUCAAGUCACCUUGGGAUGAUGUUAUGUUUCUUGCAGAGCCUUAGAAAGGAUGUUGCUGUGUAGUCUGGCUUCUUUUUUCUUUAAGUUGUGGAUUUUCCUUCGUAAGCAGUGGAUUUCAAUAUCUUCCAUAUUAUGGUAGCAUUAGAGGGUGUUACAGCUAUAAUGGUCCAGAAAUUAUGCGAGAUGCAAGGAUUUCUUAGGGUGAUGAUCUGCAUAGUUGGGAUAGAAUUAGAUAAUGUUUCUAGAGGAAUGUCAUGCUUCUGAAAGCUUGUCUAGCUCUUAUCACAGCUACACAGUUAGAUAUCAAUAAAAGAUAUCACCCUGAAACAUUCUUGCCUCACAUGAUUCCUGGACCAUCAUAGCUACAACAUCACUUUAACACUCCCAUCUUACAAGGAAACAUUUCACUUCUUUUUAGCCAGUUGAUACAAUUCAGCCCAUAGAGCCUGGUGAAACUGGCAGUUCUAUGCUAAUUAUAUAUAAUUAAAGGAUCUGAUAAAAUAUGUUUUUGUUCAUGAAAGCUUAGGCAUCUCUGGUUCAGUUAGCUUAUAAUGUGCAACUCUACCUGCUUUCUGCCUGACUUCAGAUUAACACAGCUAACUGCUUCUCUCUGCUACAUGUAAAUAAUUGUUUCUCCACCCAUUCUACUAUUAGGUCAGUAUUUGAAGGACUCAAACUGCAGUGAAACAGCAGCUGCUACACAUUUUAUGAUGAUGAAAUUGGAGGUUACCCUUUUGUUCAGGGUCAUGGCCAUUACAAAUUCCAACAGUACAGGCCUAAUUUACAAUUCUGGCAGAUGGAACCAGUGAUUUUUGAAGGAGGGUGAAGCUGCCCAUUAUGGUUACGUGAAUAACAUUAUAAGCAUUUUUGCUAUUGUCCUGCCUUUCUAGAUUCUGUAUUUAUAAUCUAGUAUCUAAUUUCAGGCACGUGUGCCUGUAAUCUGGGUCCAAACUAGAUGCACCGAGAGCUGGAACAGAACAUUCCGUGAAACAUCUCUCAUGCAGAUAACCUUCCCUGGAGGAAAAACAAUAGGGGGCAUAAAAUUUCCUAUUCUACAAUGAGAAAGUUAAGGGUAAUUGAAUUUUUCUCAUUACAUGAUGCAGAAAAGCCACGUCCAUUCCAUUCUAACAGAAAAAAUUCCAUUAGAAUUUUUACGUGGAACAAAGAUACUGGUUAUUUUUUUUAACAAUCUUUGUUUGGAGGUAAGAAGAAGAGAGGCACAAGAAGAUGCAUAUUGUCAUGCAAGUUGGUGUAUAGUUCCUUGCAAGAUGGCACUGGAGAGAGCAGACUGUAAAUAUAGCUAAGGUAUUAGUGGGUGACAGAGGAUGGGGUCAGACGGUGUAGUGGAUGAUGGAGGAGAAAGGAAUCAAUGUCUGAAGUUGGGAAUGGUGUAGCUUGGGUGUUCAAUGGGGCUGUUUGUUAUAAUUUGUGUACUUCUGUUCAUCAUCCUGACCUUUAUGUAAGGAAUACAGCAAUGUUAAUACAGCUUAGGAACACUCAGAAAAUGGUGCGUCUUCUCCUGCUCAACACUCACAAAAUGGUGCAUUCAACCUUGCCCCUGUGGGAUUUGUCAGGACAGAAGAGCCACCAACACAGAUGCCAGCAGUUGCAAAUACCUGUUGCAAAGGAACAUCAGCAUCAAGAAGAACAUGAGAGAGUUCUUUAAGAGUAGCCAGUUAAUGUGUCAGUACUGGGAUUAGGGGUCAAUGACAGUCUCUCAUGUCCUUUAAGGCUAUUCUCCUUCUUCAUUCACUCUCUAGCUUUUCAGAGUGACUCAAAAUUAAGCAGCCUGAAGAAAUACAACACAAGUUCAGUGAGAUAACAAACCAAACCUUAUCCAUAUCGGUCAAUAAAUCUGCUAUGAAAAAAUAUACUCAUUUUUAAGGGAAUUGCCCAACUUGGAUUACGUGUUGUCUGAUAUAGAGCAUCUUGCUGGAAACUGUAUUUUGUGGAAACUCAGUGAAUUCACCAAUUAGGUGACAUUUCAAAUGUGUUUUAUUUCAUGAUAAGAAUCUUGAGCUGAUGUUUCUCUUGGCAUCAUUCUUUUGUCUUGUGAGACAGACAGAGAUGUCUGCUAUCCUGAGCAGCUGCUGACAUGUUUGGUUCAUCAAAAAAAAAAAAAAAA
Gavialis gangeticus (Gharial) is the source of this 2897-nucleotide messenger RNA. RefSeq names its product matrix remodeling associated 7 (gene MXRA7). NCBI's taxonomy places the organism in Eukaryota, Metazoa, Chordata, Crocodylia, Gavialidae. The record is from RefSeq and is a predicted model, not a curated record. The transcript is spliced from 5 exons. Bases 1 to 453 code for a protein of 150 amino acids.